UGCCAUCUGCUGGCCUAAACUGCACACUACACACUGACUGUCACUGUAAUAAAACAUAUUGUGCAUAGUCAUCAUGGGAACACACGCACACAAUGUUGCAUUCUACGUUCCGGUCAGGCUUUAAUGGCCGGGAUAUAGGACUGUAUUGAUUCGCCACAUGUAUGUUUUUAUUGUGUGUAUUUGUGUGUUAAUGUUUAAGUAGCACAAAAAUGACGCAGGAACAGAAAUAUACAAUGAAUUUCUCUGUGAAGAGUAAGCCCUCACUUUCCUUCGAAGCGAUCUUUGCUGGCAUGUGACGUCACUUCCUUAGCUUAGCAGUUAGCAUCCAGUGACGCUCACAAGCUUCUCCUGUAAAUAUUAUGGUUUCCCUCGUCGACUUUAAAAAAAUCAUGCGGGUUCUUGUCCCGACACUUUGUGCCAGGCCACGCCGCGGUGUGAAUAUUUAAUUCAGAUAGUUUUGUGUUAAAAAAACAAAAACGCGUAGCUAGCUAGCUUGCUUGCUAACAAGAUGUUCGCCGAGCUGAACAGCAUCCUGAACAUCAGCCCAGACAACUUGACCACGGAAGAGUUUGUUCUGCUGUCUGACAGGCGGAGUGACGCUUCUUUCCUCGUCCAUCACUUCCUGGGGUUCUACCUGAGAGGUUGUAAAGUGUGUGUUGUGGGUCUGGCCCAGUCGUGGGGUCACUACAGUGCAGUGAGUCAGAGACUGGGCGUCAGUCUGUCUCAGGCAAAGGACAAAGGUCAGCUGGUGUUCCUGGAGGGACUCAAAGACUCUUUGACCAUCCUGAGUCCAAGUCCACAAGUCCAAACAGGAAGUGAAGCCAUGGACUUCCUCAGGAAUCCUGCUGCUGGUCUUCGUAGUCUCUUCCAGUUUGUGAACUCCAGCCUCAGUCCAGGGGGGGCUGGGGCGGGCUGGGGACCCCCCGUGCUGCUGGUGGACGACCUCAGCGUGCUGCUGAGCCUGGGCGUGGGCGUGGACGCCGUGCUGGACUUCAGCCACUACUGCAGGGCCGCCGUGUGCUCCCGACUGAAGGGUAACGUGGUGAUGCUGCUGCGCUGCGACGGAGAAGAAGACGAGGAGGAUGGCGGCUCGGAGCGGCUGCUGAAGGGUUUGACUCAUCAGAGUAGCCUGGCUCUCCACGUACAGGGUCUCCCUACUGGCUACUGCAGGGACAUCCACGGUCAGGUGGAGGUGUGUGACAGGAGGAGAAACGCACAAAAGAAGACAUUUCACUACAAAGUCCAGGACAGAGCAGCCUCAUUCUUCCCCCCAGGGACGUCCAGCGCUGUCCUCUAGUCGCCGCACGUCCAAACAUCUGUGAGACUGACCAGCAUACCAGCAGGACGGAUUAGGUGCCACAUCGUCUUCUUCUCAUAGCGUCCAAGACUUAAUUCGUCCCCCAUUCUGUCCGUGUCCUCUGAGGCUUUGUUCGUUUGUCCUCUUUGACUUCUGAAUCCUGCAGGCCAACACACAGACACUCAACUAUGCUGACAUGGAUCGUUCAGUAGUAACAUCACAUUUUCAUGAAUACAUACUUUGAAAACAUUGAUGUGUUAUUCACUAAGAAGUAGAGAUGAAUCGAGUCUUUUGAAUGAAUCUUUUGAUGAGAGCCGAUUCCCAGUUGUGAGCAGUCUGUGUAUGCAUGCCACCCGACUGGCAACUGGACUACAAAAUUAGUUAAAAUUCAAAGAAAUUUAGCAGCAUUUAAAUUAAUUAAAAAAUCAAAACAAUAUAUAUUUGUAGAUAUAAAAAUAUAUAUAUUUACAAUUAUUUUUUUAUUUUUUUUAUUUUUUUUUAUUGUAUUUUUUUAAAAUUUGGAUUCACUUUUAGGCUUAAUUAUUCUAAAGGGUAGUAGUUGAAUAUUGCAGUCACAAUUUUGUAGUUUUAUGUAUACAUUUUAUAUCCAUUAAUUAAUUUUAUUCUGACUCUUUUUGUGUGUUUUUUUUCCCAUUUCGUUAAAAUGAGGGAUAAUUCAAACUAGCAGUGUUACUGUCAGAGCAUGGAAAUAUGGCACCGCCUUGUGGAGUGUUUACAAUGAAAACAACAAAAUAACUAAAAAAAAUAAAGCCAAUGUUUUAGAAUAAUUUCCACCAAUAAUGUAAUAUUUGUGUGGGUUAAAUUAUUCUGAUCUACAUCUAUGAAUAUUGUUUUCUUUUAAAAUAAGAAAAAAAAGAACUAUAAUAACAAGCCAGUUUUUGAACGGCUCUUUGAAAGGAAUGACUCCUCAAAGUCUGACUCCCUUCAAAGAGCCAUAAUACCCAUCUCUUCUAAGAAUUAUGCAAAAUGUCAUUAAAUGCUAUCUGCGCUUGUUUCGGACAAGUUCUUCAGAAGCACCGAUCUAUCUUUAAAACAACAACAAAGAGAAAAUUAAACCAAAAUAUGUUUAAAAAGGUGCCUUAUAAGUUGUGACAGCUGAUGUCAAUUUGUGUCUUUAUAAUGAAAGCUUUUUUUACACUGAAUUUAUGUACAUUCAUUUUUUGUGUUAUGAAUUUUGUGAACUGAUUUGUUUUUUUCUACAUCAAAUUACGCUGACAAUUUUAUUGAAUAAUAAUUUGUGAAAAAUAAAUAAAUGUGCCUGUUUAAAAAUUCAA
Molecule: messenger RNA, 2592 nt
Organism: Nerophis lumbriciformis (worm pipefish)
Lineage: Eukaryota; Metazoa; Chordata; Actinopteri; Syngnathiformes; Syngnathidae
Gene: elp6
Product: elongator acetyltransferase complex subunit 6
Biological process (GO): tRNA wobble uridine modification
Cellular component (GO): elongator holoenzyme complex
Source: RefSeq, a predicted model, not a curated record